AAUUUAAAUAAAAAAUAAAUACAAGUAAAAAAGAAAAAACAAAUUAUACCUAGUUUAACUUUAAAAAGAAAAAUUUUUGUAGAUUUUAUUAAUAAAUUAAUUAGAAACUAAAUAUACAAUAAAUUUAAAAUAAAAUUAACAUAACCAACUAAGUAAAUUUAUAUAAAACUUAAUUUAAUUAUAAUUGUAUUUAAAAAAAAUAUUUCAAUAACGAAUCACAUACUAAAUAUAAUCAAAAUGCCAUUAUUCGGUAAAUCCCAAAAAAGUCCAGCUGAGCUGGUGAAAGCUCUUAAGGAAGCUGUCAACUCAUUAGAACGAGGCGAUAAAAAAGCUGAAAAGGCACAAGAAGAUGUCAGUAAAAAUUUGGUUUUAAUCAAAAAUAUGCUGUAUGGUACAUCAGAUUCUGAACCUCAAACAGAAUACGUAGUAGCACAACUAUCACAAGAAUUAUAUAAUAGUAAUUUAUUACUGUUAUUAAUACAGAACUUAAAUCGGAUCGAUUUUGAAGGGAAAAAAGAUGUGGCUCAAGUUUUUAAUAACGUUUUACGACGACAGAUUGGUACUAGAUCUCCAACUGUUGAAUAUAUAUGCACUAAACCAGAGAUUUUAUUCACAUUAAUGGCUGGCUAUGAACAUCAAGAAAUUGCAUUGAAUUGUGGGACAAUGUUAAGAGAAUGUGCACGAUAUGAAGCUUUAGCUAAAAUAAUGUUACAUUCAGAAGAAUUUUUCAAUUUCUUUCGAUAUGUCGAAGUAUCAACAUUUGAUAUUGCUUCAGAUGCUUUUUCAACAUUCAAGGAAUUAUUAACACGUCACAAAAUAUUAUGUGCUGAAUUUCUUGAAGCAAAUUAUGAUAAAGUUUUUACACAUUAUCAGCGAUUAUUAAACUCAGAAAAUUAUGUUACAAGGAGACAAAGUUUAAAAUUACUUGGUGAAUUAUUAUUAGACAGACAUAAUUUUACUGUUAUGACAAAAUAUAUAUCGAAUCCAGAUAAUUUAAAGCUUAUGAUGAAUAUGCUUAAGGAAAAAUCAAGAAAUAUACAAUUUGAAGCCUUCCAUGUUUUUAAAGUUUUCGUUGCAAAUCCCAAUAAACCAAAGCCAAUAUUGGAUAUUUUAUUACGAAAUCAGGCAAAAUUGGUUGAUUUUUUAACGAAAUUCCAUACAGACCGAUCGGAGGACGAACAAUUUAAUGACGAAAAAGCGUAUCUAAUUAAGCAAAUAAAAGAGCUUAAACCACUUCCUGAACCUCAGUGAUAUAUUAAUAAUAAUAAUAAUAAUAAUAAUUAUUUCAUAUAUUAUAAUAUCAUUAAUUAUUAAAAUUAAACUUUGAAAACAAUAAAAGCAAAAAAAAAGUAAAAAAAAAAUAUUAUACAUUUAAAUUAAAAUUAAAUAAAGCAGAAAAAAAGCCACAAAA
Condylostylus longicornis is the source of this 1411-nucleotide messenger RNA. It is a transcript of the gene Mo25, whose product is annotated as protein Mo25. The coding region runs from base 238 to 1251 and encodes 337 amino acids. Gene Ontology annotation, biological process: intracellular signal transduction. The record is from RefSeq and is a predicted model, not a curated record. The transcript is spliced from 6 exons. Gene Ontology annotation, molecular function: protein serine/threonine kinase activator activity. Lineage: Eukaryota; Metazoa; Arthropoda; Insecta; Diptera; Dolichopodidae.